AUGACAAGAAGACAAGCAAGUUCCACGAGACGCAGUGGUGGAACCUUUUCCUUUUCAGGAGUAUUCAAUUCCAAAUCUAAAUCUUCUCCAUUACUCUCCAUAAUCCCUGUCCUUUUGGGAGCUUUCUUUCUCAUUUUUUAUGCUUUUGGUGGAUCAGGUCUCUUUAGAGGAAAGAAGAAUGUUGUUAUCAGGGCUGAAGGUGAUUUUUCAUGCACAUUUGAAGUUGAAAGUGCAAUUCCUGUUUUGAAGAAUGUAUACGGCAACAACAUGAAAAAUAUCUUGCAUGUUGGCCCAGAGAGUUGUUCAGUAGUAUCAAAAUUGUUAAGAGAAGGGGAAUUUGAAGCAUGGGGUGUGGAUCCAUAUGACAUAGAAGAUGCUGAUAGAACCUGCAAGGCUCUAGUGCAUAGAGGCGUCGUACGUGUUGCGGAUAUAAAAUAUCCUCUACCUUACAGGCCAAAGUCUUUCUCUCAUGUCAUAGUAUCAGAUGCUUUGGAUUACAUCUCUCCCAAAUACUUAAACAAAACUCUUCCUGAGCUAGUAAGGGUAUCUGCUGAUGGUAUCAUUAUUUUAGCAGGUUCCCCUGGACAACAGAGAGAAGCAGCACAGUUAUCCAAAUUCGGACGCCCGGCGAAAAUGCGGAGUUCGACUUGGUGGAAAGAAUUUUUCAGUGAAACAAACUUAAAAGAAAAUGAAGUUGCUGUCAAGAAGUUUGAACAAGCUGCAUCUAAGAUGUCUUACAAUCCAACCUGUCAAAUUUUCCACAUCAAAUCAUACAACUGA
Molecule: messenger RNA, 780 nt
Organism: Vicia faba (fava bean)
Lineage: Eukaryota; Viridiplantae; Streptophyta; Magnoliopsida; Fabales; Fabaceae
Source: the annotation of a GenBank genome assembly